Molecule: messenger RNA, 5507 nt
Organism: Cuscuta europaea
Lineage: Eukaryota; Viridiplantae; Streptophyta; Magnoliopsida; Solanales; Convolvulaceae
Source: the annotation of a GenBank genome assembly
UCGGUUUAUGGGAUUUCAUUUGAUGAUUGUCUUGAACAUCUUGAUAAAGUGCUAAGCAAAUGUGAAGAAGCAAAUCUUGUCCUCAACUGGGAAAAAUGUCAUUUCAUGGCAACCGAAGGCAUUGUGCUUGGGCACAAAAUUUCUGAAAAGGGCAUUGAAGUAGACCCGGCAAAGAUAGAAGUAAUUGAGAAAUUGCCACCCCCUUCUUCCAUCAAGGGGAUUCGUAGUUUUCUUGGCCAUGCGGGAUUUUAUCGACGGUUUAUCAAGGAUUUUUCAAAAAUAUCAAAGCCUUUAACCAAUCUUCUCUCAAAAGAUGUGGAGUUUAAUUUUGAUGAAUCUUGCUGCGCCGCAUUUUCAAAACUCAAGUUGGCCUUAACUACUGCACCAAUUAUUAGGCCACCUGAUUGGAGUCUUCCUUUUGAACUCAUGUGUGAUGCAAGCGAUUAUGCCGUGGGAGCCAUUCUGGGUCAACGCAAAGGCAAAGAAGUAUAUGCCAUUUAUUAUGCAAGUCAUACUCUUGAUGAUGCCCAAUCAAAUUAUGCCACAACUGAAAAAGAGUUCCUUGCCAUAAUUUUUGCCAUUGAAAAAUUCCGAUCUUACCUUAUCGGUAGCAAGAUUAUUGUCUAUACCGACCAUGCGGCUAUCAAAUACCUCAUCAACAAAAAAGAUGCAAAACCGAGGUUGUUGCGGUGGAUCUUGUUACUACAAGAGUUUGACAUGGAAAUCCGUGAUAGAAAAGGAUCUGAAAAUGUUGUUGCCGAUCAUUUAUCUCGACUUGAGAUUCCUUGUGAUACCAAGAUGCCAAUCAAUGAUUAUUUCAUUGGGGAACAACUUAUGACUGCUCAAAAUUUUGAUCCAUGGUUUGCCGAUAUUGCAAAUUACCUUUCUCAUGGGGUAAUUCCACAUGGUGCUACACAUACUGAAAAGAAGAAGUUAAAAUAUGACUCCCGCUACUAUCAUUGGGCAGAACCUUUUCUCUAUAGAAGGUGUGCCGAUGGAGUCAUUCGACGGUGUUUGCCCGAAGAUGAAGUUUCAAAUGUCUUGCACCAUUGUCAUUCCUCACCAUAUGGGGGACAUCAUGGAAGCUCUCGUACUGCUGCAAAGAUUUUACAAUCAGGUUUCUUUUGGCCCACUAUUUUCAAAGAUGCAAGCAAAUUUGUGAAAAACUGUGAUCGUUGCCAACGUACCGGUAAUAUUGGAAGAAAGAAUGAAAUGCCUCAACAUGGCAUACUUGAAGUCGAAUUGUUUGACGUGUGGGGGCUCGAUUUUAUGGGGCCAUUUCCAAAAUCAAAUGGGAAAGAGUUCAUCCUUGUAGCUGUUGAUUAUGUUUCUAAAUGGGUAGAAGCAGCUGCCACACAGACAAAUGAUGCCAAAGUGGUGAUCCAAUUCAUUCAGAAAAAUAUUUUCUCCCGAUUCGGAGUUCCACGAUCUUUCAUCACCGACAAUGGUACUCAUUUUUGUAACAAAGCAUUGGAACGUGUCCUUUCCAAAUAUGGGAUUCACCACCGACUCUCAACUCCAUACCACCCGCAAACAAAUGGCCAAGUGGAACUUUCAAACCGAGAAAUCAAAACAAUUCUCGAGAAAGUUGUUAAUCCUUCCCGAAAGGAUUGGGCCGAAAAGCUUGAUGAUGCACUAUGGGCAUAUCGCACUGCUUACAAAAAUCCCAUCGGCACCUCACCAUUCAAAUUGGUGUAUGGGAAAGCAUGUCACCUUCCUGUUGAGGUUGAACACAAAGCAUAUUUGGCAAUCAAGACACUCAACAUGGAUCUUGCAUUGGCGGGUGAGAAACGACUGUUGCAGCUAAAUGAACUUGAAGAAUUCAGACUUGCAGCUUAUGAUAGCUCAAAACUCUACAAGGAGAGAACAAAAGUUUUGCAUGACCGAGUGAUCAGCCGAAGAAAAUUUGAACGGGGAGAUAAAGUUCUUCUAUUUAACUCACGUUACAAAUUCUUUCCCGGAAAGCUAAAGACCCGAUGGUUGGGUCCAUUUGAAGUACUUGAAGCAUUUCCAUCCGGAGCAGUCCAGUUGUUAAACAAAAGCGGCCAAAAACUCAUGGUAAAUGGACAACGGUUGAAACUAUACCAUGAUGGUGAGAGACAAGAGGCAACUUCUGCGUAUUGCCUCACUGAUCCGAAAUAUGAAUGAAGAGGCAUGGGUCAAGCUAAUGACCUUAAACGAGCGCUUCUUGGGAGGCAACCCAAGUUUGUAAAUUUCAAAAAAAAAAAACAAAAAACAAAAAAAAAGCAAAAAAAAAAAAUGUCUAGGUUUUUGUUUUUGGACUCUAAAGGGGCCACAUCCGCUCGAAAAGACAUCUCAACAUCAUCCGUCCGCAAUUCAAGGAAGUUUUCUUUACACUCCUUUAAUUUAUUUUCCACUGAGGACAGUGCAAAUUUUAAGUGUGGGGAAGUGGGUAGUUCGACCCUAAUUUCUUGUGUGAAUAUUUUUUCUUUUUCCUUGCUUGUUUGUGUGAUUUUAUUUUCUUUUAUUUUUAUUUUGUGUGUUUGUUUAGAAAAGUAAAGACCAGUCUUGUCCAAAAUACAACAAUAGACAAACAACACAUUAGUUUACACUUUUUGUUACUAGUUACUUCCAUAACUUUUUAAAACUAUUCAUUCACCUCUUUUGACGAAAUGUGGUUUGAGUUUGAGAAGUGUCACUAUAAUUUUUUGAGAGUAACUUAGUAUUAGCUUUGAACUUGAUUCUUUUUAACACUUUAACAUUAAACACCUUAGAUUUUAUUUUUCCAAUUUAUUGGUUAAUAGUUGAAUUAGUGAAAGUUUAUGCAGAUUAAGAUGUUCAUACAUUUAUUCUCCUUGAAAUUUUAUUUGAACUUGACACAUUUAGAAAUGAUUUAGGCCAUCUUUGUUUACCCAUGAAGCCAAACACUAUCCCUUUGUAAAUAAAUAACACUUUCCAUAGUAAUCCCGUUCGAGCCUUUUCAGUGUACAAGUGUAAAAUAUCUUACUUCACUUGUUACUAAUUCUUUUUUAUUUGUAACCCUGUAAAUACAUAACCUUCUGAAGCCCUAUUCAAAGUUAAUCUUUUCUAAUCCUAGAGUAGAUUGUCUUGUUACUUGAGAGUAAAUAAAUGGAGCUACUAUUAAGUGUCAUAUGAGUGAAGUACAUAUUUGUUUGUAAAUUUUGGGGUUAGUUUUUCAUUGUAAUGUUCAGUGUGUGACCUCUUUGAAAAAAAAAAUCAAAAAAAAAAGAAAAAAAGAAAAAAAAAAGAGAUGGAAAAUUGAAAAAAAAGACAAAAAAAAACAAAGAGGCACAUUAAAUUCUUGUUGUAAUUUCUUUUGUAAAACCCCAUUUUUUUUUUACUUUUCAUGUUUAUAUUUCUCAUUGUUUUGUAUGCUCCAAGUUGUUGUAAAUUCUUGUGAUGAUCCGCUCACUAUUAGUACAAUCUAACUCUCUAUGUAUAUUCUUACACCAAACUUUCCUUCCAACUAGCCACACUCAUUAAUCUAGCCACUCACCGAAAAAAGUCCUAAUUGAUCUAUUUGUGUCAUUUUUUGAAUUUAGCGGAUUGGAGAAACUUGUUCUGCAUAACCCGAACUAAUUUAGAUCUAUAGGUGUUUGUGUUAAAAGUUUGAUUUGAAAAUCUUAGUGAUAGGCAAUAAUACUCGGUUUACUCUCAAUGCGUUAUUUUGUGACAUUUCAGGGUAUUGGACCGUUUAGUGGACAUUAGAGGUGGAUAUGUGAUUUAUUUAGUUAUGUUUGUAAAUCUUAUCAAAUUGUGUAUAUUUUUGUGUUUGUUGUUUGUUUUACUUGAGGACAAGCAAAAGCCUAAGUGUGGGGGAUUUGAUGUACUUGUAUUUUACACACUUUUUAGGCUUAGUUUGUUAUUAAUUUUAGUUAUUAAAAUUCUACUUUUGUACAUAUUUUUAUAAUUUGUCGUUAGUUUGUACUUGUGCAGUCCCUACACGGGUAUUUUGUAUUUUCAGGUACUUUUGAUGCUAUUUGGAUACAUUAGAGUGAACAAAAGAAGAAAAUAAAAGUUCCAUGGAGAAAAUUGAAGAAAAUAAGGAGUAAAUUGAAGAAAAGAAGCAAAAAAUAAAAAUUAUGGAGUUGGGAUUCGAUCCCUGGAGAAAGGGUAGAAGAACGCCUACUACAACCAGUGUGCUAAGAGAUCAAUAUUGUACAUAUUCAGCUAGCAAUUGUUAUAUUCCUUCUGAACGCGGCAAAGAAAAGAACAAAAUGUUGAAGCCGAGAAUCGAUCCCAAGAUCUCCGAGUUUUCCCCUGAAGUGCUUAUCCGUUGAGCUACCUGCCACUGUUGAAACUUUACUGCGCUUUGUUGUACAUAAACUCAUCUGUUCCGUAAAUCCCAGCAAUUAAUGAUUAAUCACCUUAUCAUUAUAUUGCCUUAAUUCAUCUUCCUCCACAGAUAAGCUCGGACCAACCUCUCUCUAAACAUCCCAGAAACAUUUCCUCCUCCUUCUCUCUUCAUUUCUCAACCCCAAAUCAUCAACCCAUCUUCAACCAUAACUAAUCACUUUCUCAUCCAAGAUUAAGUCAAGAUUAGCAUCAAAGCUCCAAGGAUUGUCAUCAAUCACAAGUGAGGAUGAUUUUGUCGAUUGAUGAUUGCUUGCAUGGCCCGAGAGCGAAUUAGUAGUCGCCUUAGUUAUACUAGUCAUGAAAUAAACAUUUACUUUACAAACACUUUAUUUUUAUUAAAUUAGUUGUUAUGUUUUAGUUGCCUGUGCAUCCGGUUGAGAGAUGACCGGAUGUGGCGGUAACACCCAUUUCCCUUACUAAGACUUCCGCUGUACUUUCUUUAGAUUUUCAUUAUCAAUAAAUAAAAGUUUUAUUUCAAUUAUGUCAACGUUUUGGGUGGGAAAUUUGGGGGUGUUACAUCAUCACUCACUGCCUGUCGGUGGACCCUUCGUCCAAACCCGUACAACAGAGAAGAAGGCCCCUCUCGGCCGAGAGAAGGGACUUCAUGAAGAAGGAGGUUGCCAUGCUCCUCUCCAUCAAACAUAUCAAGGAGGUGAAAUACCCCUCACGGCUGGCCAACGUGGUCCUCGCACAGAAGCCGCCCACCUUCCGCAUGUGCGUGGACUAUACAGAUUUGAAAAAGGCAUGCCCAAUGGACCCUUUUCCUCAACCAAACAUUGAUCAAUUGGUAGAUGGGACAACGGGGUGUGAAAUCAUGUCUUUCCUCGAUGCCUUCCGCGGAUAUCAUCAGAUUUUCAUGCACAAGGAUGACGCCGAAAAAACAGCCUUCAUUACUCUCGAGGGCAUCUUCUGCUACCUAGUCAUGGCCUUCAACCUGAAGAAUUCGGGCGCCACUUACACCCGGAUGGUGGCUAGGGUCUUCCAGGCCGUCCUAGGGCGCACCAUGGAGGCUUAUGUUGACGGCACGAUCGUCAAAAGCAAACAAUCAUCGAGCCAUGUCGACGACCCAAAGAAAUGCACCUUCGGCGUGCAAGGAGGCAAAUUCUUGGGCUACAUGGUGAGCCGAAGGGGUAUCGAGGCCAAUCCCGAGAAAAUCCAAGCAAUCAUCG